AUGCCGCAAGUCCGCUUCGUCCCGACAACCACCAACACCCGGCAACCUCCAAGAACCGGCAACCACCAAGACCCGGCAACCAACAAGUCCCGGCAGCCAACAAGACCCGGCAACCACCAACACCCGGCAACCACCAAGACCCGGCAACCACCAACACCCGGCAACCACCAAGACCCGGCAACCACCAAGACCCGGCAACCACCAAGAACCGGCAACCACCAAGUCCCGGCAGCCACCAACACCCGGCAACCUCCAAGAACCGGCAACCACCAACACCCGGCAACCACCAACACCCGCCAACCACCAACACCCGGCAACCACCAAGACCCGGCAACCACCAAGAACCGGCACCCACCAGCACCCGGCAACCACCAAGAACCGGCAACCACCAAGACCCGGCAACCACCAAGAACCGGCAACCACCAAGAACCGGCAACCACCAACACCCGGCAAUCACCAACACCCGGCAACCACCAAGAACCGGCAACCACCAACACCCGGCAACCACCCAAAACCGGCAACCACCAACACCCGGCAACCACCAAGACCCGGCAACCACCAACACCCGGCAACCACCGGCAACCACCAACACCCGGCAACCACCAACACCCGGCAACCACCGGCAACCACCAAGACCCGGCAACCACCAAGAACCGGCAACCACCAAGAACCGGCAACCACCGGCAACCACCAACACCCGGCAACCACCAACACCCGGCUCUAUAG
This is a messenger RNA of Haliotis rubra (blacklip abalone), 726 nucleotides long. Its product is annotated as acidic proline-rich protein PRP33-like. Lineage: Eukaryota; Metazoa; Mollusca; Gastropoda; Lepetellida; Haliotidae. The transcript is spliced from 2 exons. The record is from RefSeq and is a predicted model, not a curated record. Bases 1 to 726 code for a protein of 241 amino acids.